AUGGAGGAUGGUGAUGACGACAUUGCUGUCGUUGGAAUUGGGUGCAAUUUUCCCGGAGGUGAAGGUCUUGAAAAGUUCUGGAAGGUUCUAUUGGAGGGAAAGAAUUGUACUGUUCAGAUUCCAGAGGAGAGGUUUGAUACCAGACACUGGUGUGAUCCUGAUCACAGCAAGGCAGGAAAAUCAAUCACUGACAAAGCUGCUCUCAUUGAAAGGUUCAAUGAAUUUGACCACAAGUUCUUUGGCAUCCCUGAGGCAGAGGCUGACUACAUGGAUCCCCAGCAGAAGCUCGUGCUCGAGUGCACCUACAGAGCCCUAGAGAAUGCUGGGAUACCAAUGGAGAAGGCCAGUGGGACCAGGACAGGGGUGUUCUUAGGUCUCAUGAACAGGGACUAUGAAUCCCUUCUGAACAACAGUCCCAGUACGAUACGCCACUACAACAGCACUGGAACAGCUAUGAGUAUAGCUGCCAACCGGAUCUCCUACACCUUCAACCUCACUGGGCCAUCAUUCGCCAUCGACAGUGCCUGCUCAUCAUCCCUGGUGGCUCUCCACCUUGCAUGCCAGGCAAUAAAACAAGGGGACUGCGAGAUGGCUCUUUGUGGAGGUGUUAGCUGUAUCAUUGAGCCACGGGUUUUUGUCGCUCUCAGCAAAGCAAAAAUGAUUUCACCUGAAGGGACCAGCAAACCUUUCUCCAGCAGAGCAGAUGGAUACGGGAGAGGAGAAGGCUGUGGGGUAGUCCUCCUGAAACCACUGAAAAAAGCUCUGAAGGACUUUGACCAAGUGUGGGGCGUCAUAAUCGAAACAGCAGUUAACCAAGAUGGCCGCUUCAUGACACCGAUCACCAAGCCGUCCGUGGAUCAGCAGGAAGAACUACUUUGUAGAAUUUAUUCUACGCAGAUUGAUCCAGUACACAUCCAAUACGUUGAGGCUCACGGGACUGGAACUCCUGCAGGGGAUCCCACAGAAGCUCAGGCCAUCUCCGAAGUCAUUGCCAGAGCCAGACCACCAGGAUCAGAAAUACUUUACGUUGGUUCUGUGAAAGGUAACAUCGGCCACACGGAAUCUGCAGCCGGAAUGGCGGGACUCAUCAAGGUAAUUCUGAUGAUGCACCACGAGACUAUAGUUCCUUCUUUGUUCUAUUCUGAGGACAGUGCCAGUAUAGAUACCAAAGCCCUAAAUUUAAAAAUCCCCACCAAAGUAGAGAAAUGGGAAAGUGCUGCUCCAGUUGGGAGGAUGGCAGGAAUCAACAAUUUUGGAUUUGGAGGCACCAAUGCCCAUGCAGUUGUCAGACAGUAUAUGCAGAGACAUGUUUCUGAAUCAAUCCCUCGGGAUUCACCAAAGUUGAUUGUACUAUCUGCAGCUACAGAGAAAUCACUUGCAAUGACAUUUGCAGAUACAUCACAAAAGUUGAGACAAUACCAAACAGUGGAUUUAGAAACUCUGGCAUAUACGUCAGCCUGUAGGAGGAGUCACACAAGGCACAAGUACAGGAAAGUUUUCAUGACAUCAUCCCUCGAUAAUUUACAAGCACAACUUGACUCAUCUCUCAACAGAAAGAUUGUGCCAUUAAAAUCAAUCCCUCAGAUCAUUUUUGUAUUUUGUGGAAACGGGGUUACCUACAGAGGCAUGUGCAAGCAACUGUUAAAAAGGGAACCCAUUUUUCGAGAAAAGGCGAAAGAGAUUGGGAACCUUUUCCAGAAGUACAAACUCACAAAUAUUGCAGAAAAGCUGGAAAAGAAUUAUGACAAUGAUGAUUUUACAAAACCUGAUGUUGUCCAGCCCCUGCUCUUCACUAUCCAAGUUGCUAUUUCCAACCUGUUGAAGCACUGGGGUAUCAGACCAGAUGCGGUUCUUGGACAUUCUGUUGGAGAAGUUGCUGCUGCCCAUUGCUCAGGUCUGCUGUCUCUUGAAGAUGCAGUGAAGGUGAUUUACCUCCGAAGCACCUUACAGAGCCAAGUGACUGGUGGGAAAAUGCUGGUUGUCAGCAACACAGUGGUGUCAGAAACCUUGAAAUACCUCUCAGCCUAUUCUGGGAAGAUUUGCUUGGCUGCCUUCAAUAGCCCCCAGUCCUGCACCUUAUCUGGUGAUGCAGAUGCUAUUGAAAGUCUUCAUGACAAACUCAAAACCUUAUUUGAUAGCAAAAAUGUUUUUCUUCACAUUUUGGAUGUUCCUGCUGCAUACCACAGCCACAUGAUGGACCCUAUCCUGUCAAAUCUUGAGACCAGCAUAGGUACCUUGCAAGGGAAUGAAAUGGAGACACAGUUGUUUUCAACAGUGACAGGAAGGGUUUGUUCCCAAAUGGAUUUUCUCACUGGGACAUACUGGGCAAGGAACAUUCGGGAGCCGGUUGCAUUUGAAGAAGCGGUAAAGUCAGCUGCCAAAGAAAGGAAGAAUAUAGUCUUUGUUGAGAUUGGUCCAAGACGGGCUCUGCAACGGAAUAUCAUAGAGACACUAGGAAAUGACAUCAUAGUAUUGACUUCUGUGCAACCAGAUAAAGAUCAUGACACAAUGUUAACUCUUGUGACAAGACUCUUCGAGAUGGGGGUGGAUGUGAACUGGGAUCAGUUUUACGCUGGGUAUGAGGCACCACCAACAACCUUUCCAGUAUAUCAGUUUGACUGCCCAAAGAAAAAGGUAUUCUUUGAGGCCAUCAGGAGUGGCAAUGACAUACCACAGUCUCAUCACCCUCUGAUAUCAUGGGUUGCUAGAGAAGAAGUUUGCUGUAAUUUUUCAUUGUAUUCUGAAUCAUAUAUUCAAGAGCACAAACACAAUGGUUCUGUUAUUGUUCCUGGUGCUGUUCAUGUUGAACUGGCUUUGGCAUCUUUCAUGGCAAUUGUAAAACAAAAGGUGCCUCUUUGCUUCCUGCAGCUGGGCAUCAGUUUCCAAAACCUCCUUGUUCUUGUUAAGAACUCCCCUGAAGUCAAAGUAAAACUUGAACCAGAAGAGAAUGAGACAAAAUUUAAAAUACAUUCUUCAAUAGCAACGUAUGCGUCAGGAACUAUUCAUUUUAAAAGUAGUCCAACUGUGGUUGCAGAAAAGAACAUCAUGCUGGACUCUGUUUUCAAAAGAUGCAAUUCCAUCUUAACAGAAGAGCAGAUUUACACAGUGCUCUCACGUGCAGGAUUUGAGUAUGGCCCAACACUUCGACUGCUGAGAAAUGUUCAUUAUGGAGAGGAGCUCAUGGAAGCCGUGUCAAUUGUAAAGCCUCUACAAGCAAUGACAUGUCAACUUCAUAACUAUUGCAUUCACCCAGUGCUGUUGGAUUGUUUUCUACAAAUGACAGCGGUCAUCACUGCUGGUAGACACACAUCAAGACCUGCUUUCCCUGCCUCAAUAGGCUGUGUAACAGUGACAAGACCUCUGCAGGAGGAGAUGGUCAUGUAUCUCAGAAUGACUCUGAAGGGAUCUCACUAUUUUGAGGUAUGUGGCUGCUUUACUGACAAAGAAGGUCAGGUUCUAGUUGAGCUACAAAGCGUGAGAAUAAAACUUUUAGCUGAGCCUUCCUAUGUCACUGAGAAGUGUUUCUUUCACAAUGAGUUUCAUAUCAUUUCUAAAGAGAUAAACUCAACCCACAGACCAAAAGCUCUAGUUUUUGAAGAUCCAAUGGGAGUGGCAAAAGCAUUCCAGGAUUGUUUACACCCAAAGUCUACUUUCGUGUCAUACACUAACUCUAGAAAGCAGUUGGUUCUUCCAUUUUCAGGUACACUCUGCAGUUUUGGUCUAGCAGAUGGUAUCUUGGAUUUUGAGGAAGUGCUUUUCAUGUGGGGCAUUCAGGACCUCAGUUCUUUGGAUACCGAGAUGAUCCUAGAGAAGUUGACUGACUGCUGUGAGUUUUACCGUCAAGUGCUUCUAUAUUUAAAGAAGGGUCAGUGUUCUCUCAUGGUUAGAGUCAUUACCUACAAAGUGGGAGGGAAAAGUGUAGAUCACAUCAGUCCAGGUUUUGUGCUCUCUGGAAUGACAAGGUCGUGUGCCGCUGAAAUUACCGACCUUUCUUUCCAACUGAUCAAUGUUGAAUCUUUAUCCUGUGAGGACAUCAGGGCCUUAGCUCAUGUGAUAAGUUCGUACGAAAGCAGAAAAUUCCCGGAAAUUUUUAUAAGCAAUGGCCAGAUUUACUCAACUGCAAUUACUCGUACUAAUUUCAAAACAGCUGGAAAAGACAGCGUUGAAGGAAGGACCACUGAUUUAGGGUCUGAACCCUUCAUAUUGCAGACUGCUGAUCCUUACAGAAUGAAGAACCUCUGUGCCAUUCCUUCUGUUAGCCUUGGUGAACAUGUCAGGGAAAAGACUGUUGAGGUCCAGUUGGACAGAGUAUGUGUUCAUUCUUCAGAGUACUUUCCUGUCAGUGUCUCUGAUCUGAAUUUUCAUCAGACUAUAUACUGGGAAAAACAAACAUUUCAGAACCACACACUUUUAGCCCUUGACUUCAGUGGCACUGUUACAGCUGUAGGGAAGGGUGUGAGAAAGCUGAGAGUAGGUGACCAUGUUGCUUCUUGUUAUCCUGUAACAGCUUCCUCCAAGAUUAUAAUUCCUGAAGGUGCGUGCUACAGAACAAAGAGGUUUCCAUUUCUCAAGGAAGUGCCAUGCAUUUCGUACUUUGUAUUGUCAUGGGAGAUCUUUCACAACAUGCUACCAAAAGGGAACCAGGUGAGAAGGAUAGGCAUUCUCUCAUCUAACCCUGACUCGGUUCUAGUGCAAAUCUUGGUGCAGACAGCCAACAAGUCUGGAUGGAUUGCCACAGCUGGCACAGAGUUUGGUGGGCUAAUACAAAAUGUAAAAACAUGUGAUGCAUUUAUCUUUUUGCCUCAGUUUAAUCCAACUUUAGUUGCUGAAGCAUGCCAUGCUUCCACUGUCAAGUACAUUGUUUUGGUUGGUAAUCGCCAGGAACCUCUGCCAUCCAGUACCUUUAGAAAUGACAAUGAAAAUGUUUACCUUCAGAAUGUUCAGGUGACCAACAUUUUACAAAAAGUCAACCUAAAGAAGCAGCAAGACAAGAUCUAUAAGUGGCUAAAAAGUAUGUUUUUAAACCAAGAGUCUUUAAAUAUGCAAUAUGUCACUUUUCAAAGAACACCUGGAGCCCCUGACGAUUCAGAGCUGGAGUGCUAUGAAUCCUACUUCAGCCUGAAAACCAUAGCAGUGGUUGUGUUGGACAGUGGUACCAAGGACCCAGGAUCUGACAUCCAAAUGCUAAUCAAACCAAAGCCUCUUUUCAAGAAGAAGUCAGUAUAUGUGGUGACUGGUGGACUGUCAGGUCUGGGCCUUGAAACCGUGAAGUUCAUCGCUCAAAGAGGCGGAGGGUGUAUUGCGGUUCUCUCCAGAAGAGCUCUAUCUACAGAGAUGCAGCUUGAAAUGAAUAUUCUGCAGAGUCAGUGUGGUGUUUCGGUCAUAUCUCUACAGUGUGAUGUGUCAGUCUCCGAGCAGGUUUUAGGGGCAUUCUCACUCAUCGCGCAGAGGUUUCCAUUUUGUCCAAUCAGAGGGGUGUUCCACAGUGCCGUGGUCUUACAAGAUGGAUUGAUUGAAACACUGGAUAGACUGGCCUUUGAAAAAGUUCUUAGGCCAAAAGUCAACGGUGUGCUAAAUCUGCAUUAUGCCACCGUGAACUAUGAAUUAGACUACUUCGUGUGCUAUUCAUCCAUCUCCUCUUUCAUUGGGAAUGCCUCUCAGAGUAAUUAUGCAGCAGCCAAUUCAUUCCUGGAUAUGUUUUGUCAAUACCGGAGGAACCUUGGACUCGCUGGACAGUCCAUUAACUGGGGAGCUUUGAACCUUGGGCUCCUACAGGAGAAGGAACAUUUCCAAAGGUUUCUGGAGGCAAAAGGCAUGGCAGUUAUGGAAGUACCAGAAAUUCAUGAAAGCCUGAAACACUGUCUGCUGCUUAACAAUGCCCAGCAGGUCAUUUGCAAAUUUAAUUUCAAAAACCUGAAGCAUCACGUGUUUUCUCAGAAUGCCUCCCUAAGAGCACGUUUACUUACACUGGUAGAAGAGGAGAUAAAAAAUUUGGAAGUGUCAGACACGGGGAUCCAGAAACCAAUGUCUCCCUACUCAUUAGAAGAAUAUGUGAAGUCACUGUUUAGUGAAACUUGCAACAUCGACCUUAAUGAGCUAAGUGGUGAUACUACCCUCUCUGUGCUGGGUGUUGACUCAAUGUUGGCCAUGACCCUGCAGAACAUGAUCUUUCAGGAAAGGGGUGUAAACAUUCCCCUUGUAAAACUGCUAGACCCCAACACCACACUGUCUGCUUUACUAUCCAUCAUGAAUGAACACACACAAGGGAAUUUCUGA
This is a messenger RNA of Scleropages formosus (Asian bonytongue), 6276 nucleotides long. RefSeq names its product highly reducing polyketide synthase 40-like. The record is from RefSeq and is a predicted model, not a curated record. Bases 1 to 6276 code for a protein of 2091 amino acids. The transcript has 6 exons. Gene Ontology annotation, biological process: fatty acid biosynthetic process. NCBI's taxonomy places the organism in Eukaryota, Metazoa, Chordata, Actinopteri, Osteoglossiformes, Osteoglossidae. Gene Ontology annotation, molecular function: 3-oxoacyl-[acyl-carrier-protein] synthase activity.